GAUAAUGCUAGUUGGAAAACUCAAUAACUGUGUUAAUAGAAUGACAUAUAUGAAUAAUUGUAUUUCAAAUUUAAAAUAACAAUUUUGAAAAACACCUUGUUCAACAAAUUCGAUUGAAUAUGAGUUAAACAGAAUAAAAAGUAAACAGUAGCCUACCGUAAAAAUGCAGCGUGAAUGCAAUGACUGAAACGCAUGUUAGUUAUUCGUUUGUGAAAGGCGACGGUAUUUCACUGUGAAAAUAAUUAUUCACUGAAUUAUAUUAUGUAGUAGAAUAGUCUCUUAUAAUAGAAUAUUUGACUAGUUGGUAUUUCAUCAAGGAAAACCUGAAAGAGCAUAAUUAUGUAUUAUGUUGAAUAAAAAAGAUGACUAGUUCUUAUAUCCAACCAACUUCUAGUUCAAUAACAACUUUUUAACCAGUUAACGUUCAUUAACGAACAGUUCCAUAAUUGAGUUGAGUGACCGUCAACGAUCCUUCACAUCUUGAUAGUAGUACAAAAGCAUACCAUAAUACAAUUUUCAUCGAAGUAGUUUUUUGUUGAAAAAAGGGUUUGGUUGCGUUGAUCAACGACAAAAAUCUUCUUUGUGCAAUAACGUUGAAACUAGUUGAAAUUUUGCUGAACUGUUUUGCUACAUUGAUCAACGACGGUGUUAUAGUAGUGAUAGAAGCGUUUGUGCGCCGAAGCGAGGUGAGUGAGAGAGAGCACAGAAUAACGAUCGGUUUUGUUGGGGGAGGGGUUUUAAUAAGUAUGAGGGGUUUGUAGUCAUCAAUGCCAGUCCAAGCUUACAACUCUGUAGACCACAGUAUGUUUGUUAGUGAGUUAGCGAGCGGCGUGUUUAAUUCUGAGGUGACACGUUUGUCCUAACUUCUAGUUAGAUAACAAGACGUCUUCCAAGAAAUCAGUGUACCGUGUUUUGAAUUGGAGAAGAUAUGGUAUUGAUCGGGUGCGAUACUAGCACCAUCUGUAAUAUGCUUCCGUAAAGUGACAGUUGCAGUGAUCAGGGACUCAUCUCAACCCUCAAUCCUUCUCACUUCAAUACGUUUCAAUACUUGACACUUCAAUAAACAACUAUUAAAAAAUUCAACAUUAUUUGUUCUGCAAUGAGUCCCGACCACUUCACCCUCUGCUACUCACAUAUGCACAUAAAUCGGUGAACCACUAACUUCGCUACACUAUAAUGUUCUUUACCACCUCAUGUUGUCCCGAUAAAAUUGGAAUCGGUGUUAAAUUUAUACCUAUUAAUCGUCAGUUUAAUAAGAGUUUGGUGUCUGGAUUAGCAGCUGUUUCACAACAGAUACUACACAGGGAGAAAAAAGGAGGAGGAGGAAUAAGAAUAGGAGGGGGCGGAGGAGGAAGGAAAGGCAACCAUGCCAGGGCUGGUAGCAUUUCGACGAAGAUGGAGUGUUGGAAGCGACGAUCUCGUCGUGCCAGGGGUUCUUCUCUUUCUAGUCCACUUCAUAUGGCUGAUUGUACUGUGCGGUGUUCUGUAUGUGGUGGAAUUUGAUCUGAGCAUGCGCUGUAUAUGGAUGCUAUGGCAGCAUUGUUUGGGAUAUGCUCUCAUCCUACUCGGAUCAGCUGUUCUAGAUCUCAUGAUCUCAUUUGUGGCCAUGCGAGGCGGCAUUCUUGAAGUUGAGGCACGAGCUCCCAUGAGAUACCUCAUCUACUUGAGAUUGGGUGUAAUGGUAAUUGAGAUGAUAUGGUUGACAUUAGCUGUUAUAUGGCUAUCAAUUCAUUAUCAAGGCUGUCCAAUAGAGGGUGCUAAAGAAGUGUUUUUAGGUAUGGUGAUAUGCAGUUGGCUUGUAGUAUUAAGUGUGAUCUUAACAGCUUGGUGUGCAUUUGACAGUGCAGGCCGUUCUUGGGUCAAAAUGAAAAAGUUUCAAAGAUCAAUGAAAGAAUCCGAGUCGAGGUUCCAGUAUAAAAGAUCUGGAAAUCGAACAAGAAACUGGAGACAAAGGAAGGUGCUGCGUGCUUAUCAAGACAGUUGGGACCAUCGAUGUCGGCUACUUUUUUGUUGCAUGAGAAACUCGGACAGAAAUAAGAACUCAUUUGCAGAUAUUGCCCGUUUACUAUCAGAUUUCUUCAGAGAUCUAGACGUUGUUCCUUCAGACGUCAUUGCCGGUCUUGUUCUAUUGAGAAAAUUCCAAAAAAUUGAAAGAGAAGCCAUUGUCAGCCAGAGAAAGAAUGACACAUAUAGAUAUUUGUCAGGCGUGGCAGUCACAUCCAAAACAAGGUUUCUACCGUUGGGCGAUGCACAAUAUUACCAACAUUUCCAAGCCGUUAUUCACUACAUGCAUUAUGCCUUGGCAGCAUAUGGGUGGCCAAUGUUUCUUCUAACUCACUCCCCCACCGGUAUUUGUCAGCUAUGCACCAAACUCAGAUGUGCCUGUUUUUCGUGCUGUUGUGGUCACAAUGAGACAGAUGAAGAACCUGUAGUGGUGGAGGACAAUUGCUGUAAUUGCAAUUACGCAGCACUGCACAGUAUGGUGUCAGCCGGCGAUGUCUCCAUUGAAUAUGCCACUUACCAUGUGGACGUUGGGGAGACUCCUUUUUUCGUCGCCAUCGAUUAUAAGAGGAGAAAAGUUGUACUCAGUAUACGGGGCACUCUUUCAAUGAAGGAUGUGAUUACAGAUUUGAAUGCUGAAAGUGAGACAUUACCAUUGACACCACCCAGAGAAGACUGGCUAGGACAUAAGGGAAUGGUCCAUGCGGCUGUUUAUAUACGAGACAAACUGAGCUCUGAAAGUAUCUUGACUAGGGCACUGUCAACAAGUAUAAAAAAAAGUGGAGAACCUUUCAGCUUAGUUUUGGUUGGUCAUUCGCUUGGUGCUGGAACAGCUGCUAUUUUAGCCAUAUUACUUCGUCAGAGUCAUCCAGAUCUGCAGUGUUUCGCCUAUUCGCCACCAGGGGGUUUGCUAAGAUUACAGUGGAAAACAAUAUCAUGCAGUGUCCUAUGCUGCGGAUGUGCAGUAAUGCCUACAUCAGCGGUUGAAUUGAAAGCAGAUCCUUCGACAGUACAGGAGUACCAACGUGAGAAAGAUUCGGCGCGUGCCAUGGCCAUACAUCCCACUGACUCGUCUAUCGCUCUCACUCUCCAUCAGCCUCUCUAUCCUCCAGGCAGUAUCAUCCACGUUGUUCGACAUCAUCCCACUAAAACUGAGCAGCGAUAUGAGAAAAAGUGGAGACAAGUUUUGAAAAAACAUGAUCCUGUCUACCAAGCUUUAUGGGCAAACAAUACCGAUUUUGACGAAGUUCUAAUUUCGCCAGUCAUGAUUCAAGAUCACAUGCCCGAUAAAGUACUGGAUGCACUCAAUAAGGUUAUAACAAGCCUGGGCCCUGCAAAGCCUCAACGUGUGGUAAACAACAAUAACAACAACAACAAUCAGCCGCCAAUGGACGCCGAGCACUGCCAUCUUCUGGCGGGAUCUAGCACCACUACACCGCCAGCCCCACCUCCGCAUCGUCUCUGUCUCGAAACCAGCUUCACAUCACUCAAGCAAAAGCCGUGUUCCGCCUCCGCAACUGCCGUCCCCGAAAGUCUCAGCACCGCUGAUUCCAAACAUCUUCCCUGGGAGUUCGCAUCACUUGUGCCGCAAAACUCGUCUCAAAUCGACUUGAUACACGACGAUUGGUUCGGAUUGGCACCUCUGGCUACACCCGAGUCAUUGUCGGAGGUUUCAAGUAUUAGUUCUAGAGCAAGUGGCAUGGUGACAGGUCAGCAUGUGACAAUGGUCAGUCAUGAACACAAAAUAUUGAGGUUUCCCCACCGUGCUACCGCCUCGAAAAACAGUAGCAGCGAUCGUUUUUUCAGUGCCGAGAGUUUCGGUAGUGACAAUGACAACAAGCGAUGGGGUCGCGUCUUCCCCGAGGUGGUGACAGAGUCCACUGAGUCAUCACCACUACUCAGCAGUCUGCAUCUACUCUCUGAUGAGCGGUUCGCUCCUCUCAUGAAGGGAAUCAGUAGUAGCGGCCAGAUCAGCAUUUCUAGCGGCAGUUUCGAAUCGGCCAGCUGUACCAAAGUCGAGGAAGAAAACAACUCUUCCACCACUACCGACUCUGUCCUGGUCAACGCCGAGGUUCACGAACCCCAGAUCGACGAUAGACCUCCGCAGCUAUGGACUGAAGAGAUCGACCUUCUCGAAGACAUCGAGCAGAGUUUAAAGUUAACUUGCAACAUAUCUGGCUUCCGGGAUUCUUUGAAACGGGAGUCAGAGUUCUCUAGUAGAGAGCAUUCAAACGCUUCUCCUUCUGAAGAUAAUGAUAAGAACAAGUUCAUGUAUCCGAUACUUUUUGUGGGUCAUGGAGAGAGUAGUGUCUGAAUGCGUUGAUUCAAUAAUACCACAUUUAUUGUAACCAGUCUUGUUUUUGUAAAGAGUGCAUAGGUGAUAUUGUGGUAGAUAUUCAUUUGGAGGACUUGAAAUUGUCACAUUUCAUUGAUUCCUAUAGAUCAAAGUAAGUGGUCGUCAACUUAUUUAUCAUGAAAUGAGUAGUUUUCCACAUACUUAUCAUUAAUAAGUAGGUAGUUGUCUGCUCAGUUUUAUAAAAUGAAUAGACGUUCAUUAUUUUUUUAUAAAAUGAGUAAGUGUUCAUUCAUUCCUAAUAAAAUAAGUGUUUGUCCUUCAAUUAGAAGUGCUUGUCCAUAGAAUAAAGUGAGUUCCAUAAUUAUUUUGCAAAAAUGUGGUUGUCCACAUUUUUCUUUCAAAAUAAGUGGCUGUGUCUAGGACAUUUUUCAAGUCUUCUUAUUGAAUAUGUUUGAUUCGUUCAUGAUAUUUAUCACGCAGUGAUUUAAUAUAGCACAAAAAGUAGGUAAUACCAGGUUAAAUCACAACCACAUCAAUUAUUCCUUAGCCAAGUUACAAAUCCUCAAUUACCAAUAUCAAUUGAAGAAUCAGAAUAUCCAUGAAAAUGUCUAUUCUUUUCCAUACUACACAAAAUACUAUUCUUUAUCAUUUUAUGCUCUGUGAAAUGUUUGCCAAUAUAUUUUAUAUUCUGUAAUAUUAAUAAGGAGAAUUUUACUUUUACAAGAGUUCAUAUAUUUCUUUUGAACGGGCGCGUUUCAAAACAUUAAGCACCACCUCCAGCAGAUGAUCUGAUACCAAGGUAUGAUCAAACACGGCAUAGUAACAACAGAAAAUUCAAUAAAUCUUAAGAAAGUAUGUUAUUUUAUAAAAAUAAUAGUUUUUAUUAAUUGAAAGGUAUUUUACUAUCGUAAUAUAAACUAUUUAUUUAUAUAUUUGAUGUGUGUUGAAUGUAUUUACACAAAUUCUGCACCACAUUACCAUUAGAUAAUUAAAAAUGUAUGAUAAUUAAUGUGGUUGUGACAGUGGCCAGUUCUGUCAAUAAUCAGUAUUAUGAACGCUCACCACGAUAAUUGAAGUCGAAAAUGAACGUCAUUUAUUACUUUUUUAUAAGCCUCCUUGUUUAUAAUAAAUGUGGUUGUGACAAUAUUUAGUAACAAUGAUCAAUUAUAAAUAUGCAUUAUAAAACGUAAUACUAGACGAUGUUGAAAUCAUAUUUCUCAUGGACAGUUUUGUUCAUAAUAAAUGUGACUUGAAGAACACCUUGUAUUAUUGUUAUAUUCAGCACAAUAUCGGUAUCACCAAUGCGAAUAAAGGCAGUGCUUUCUCCUUGGCUCUCGCAUUCUGACACCAAUAAUAUAUAUUAGCUGUGUGAAUGUGGCAUUAAAUCUUGUGAAAAUGUGUUUUUAUACAUGGAAUGAAGAAUAUCUGAUGUGGAUAAGAUCAUAAUAUUAUCUCAAACAUUGUUACAUUAACGAUGAAUCUAUUUUAAAAAUCGUUCAGUAUUUGGUAUGUAUAUUUAUACCACGUAUUUAAUAUAUACACGGUCAUUUUAUAAGUAUGGAAUGUAAGAAUGAGCCACAAUGCGAGUUUGUUUUCAAUAAUUUCUUCAUCGAAUAGUCUUAAAGUGAACAUAUGAGACCUAUCACACUUGGUACCUACAUUUGCAAUGUAAUGAGCAACCAUACAAGAAUUUUUAGUUUGAAUUUAUUCAAUUCUAUAAACUAAUCUUGCAUCAUUUUUAAUCAUUUAAGUAGCAGAAAUUAAUCGACUGAUAAGUAAUACAUUAUGGCUCUUUUAUUUUUAUCAUAUUCCACUUUUUUAUAAUUAACAUUGCUUCAUGAUUCACGUAUCAUGGCUAACUCAUAUCAACGAUAUUACGCUUCAUACAGUAUUGGAUUUUUGGAAAGGUUGUUCAAAUUUUCUAAUGCAUAAUAGGGAUGGGUAGGUCUGCUGGAAUUAGACAGUCGGUAAUAUAAAAUUCCAAGCUCUAUUUCAUUCUUUGAAUAAAAUAUCAACAUUAAUUUACUGCAGUUAUCUUUCUGAUCUAAAAAAUACAUCAUUAUUGUUCAAAACCUAAUUUAUUCGAAUAUCUAUCCACCAAUGUUUUCAAUAAAAUAGCUGUCACUAAUAAUAUUCUAUUUAAUGCUUCAUGUUAAUCUUAAAUAUUCGAGAAACUCAUUUUACGUCAAUCAGAUUGUAUAAUAUUUGUCUCUUAUAAUGUUUUAGUUUUCCACUUGCCAUUGAGUCUCUCUACUUAUUAUUUUUUUUAGUUUUUUCAUGUUCUAGAGGACAAAUGCAAUUAUUUUAUAAUUAUUAUAUUGUCAGGUAUGAGAACGUUUGACAUGAUACAUUAAAAUCUUACUUUACAUUCAAUUAUUAAAAACGGUAUUAACUUUCAAAACUUUGUCUUGAAUCCUAUGUCCAUGUAUGUAUUUCACAAUGAACUUCAAAACGGACAUUUUUUUCCCAUUGUCUGUUCUUAGGCUGUGAAAUUCUGUUCCAUUCCUAGUCGUGUAUCUCAGCAUUAAACUUUUCGAGUGCAUGAUAAUUUAUAAUAGUGCUCUCUUCGUUGAUAUAUUUUAGAAAUUAAAUAAAUAUACAUUUAAAGGGGUUUUAUGGAUACUGGUAUCUGGAAAAAUAAUUGCACCAAUAACUUGUUCCGGUAAUCAUGAAGUGCAUAUUGAUGAUGAUGAUGAUGAUGAUAAUAAUAAUAAUAAUAUGUUUGUAUAAUAAUAUUAUACAAGUAUAUUAUAUUAAUAAUAUAACAUGUUUGUAGUUUCCUAGCAUAAUAUACAACAUUACUUAUGUUCUCAUUAGAUUGCAAAGGUGGAAACCAUAUUUAUUCAUCAAAUAAAAAUGAUAAUCUUCAUCUAUUUCAUUCAAUUAGAAUUUAAUUUGCAUUGUGGUUCGUAGAAAUAAAAGCCACUAUAAAAUAUUAUGGCUUUUGUGGCAGAUCCAACAGAUAAUUUUAGAAACUUUUCUGGUGUUUGGAAUGUUUGUAAGCUAUCUUACAUAGCAGUAUUAUUUUUAUUCCGACUCGGAAGUUUUUAUGGAAGACGUUUUUAUGAGAUAUUUUACCUGAUUAGGUGUGUUUAUUGCUAAAAAUUUGAUGAUAUAUCAGUACUAUUAAUAUUUAGAGAAUUACUCUUCCAGUCAGUAAUCUCAUAAUCAUAUGAUAAUGACAUUUGAACUGAUGCUUUUUCAUCUUUCCUGCAACAUGUAUCCAUCAUUUUAGUUAUUGUUUCGCAAGUGAAUCGAAUUUGCUUUACUUUGAUUUAUGAACUGUUUUAAGACUUUUUGUCUACUUUAAGCAGUUCGAGUUCUUCCGAGAUUGAAUACUUACUUACUUACUUUAGUUGGCUCUACAGUCCUGGGUGGACCUUGGCCUCCUCAACACAAUGCCUCCAAUCGUCUUUUCUCUAUGAUCUUUGCCGCCAGUUGUUGGAUACGCCCAGCACACGCAGAUCACCUAUCACAUCAUUUAUCCAUCUCGUUCUCGGUCUUCCUCUCUUUCUCGUCCCCAUCAUUCGUCCAUCCAGCAGUCUAAGUUGUGUCCUUUCCAUAUUCAUUCUCACCACAUGUCCAAGCCAUUCCAUCCUUCUUGCCUUAAUAAAUCUUACAAUAUCUCCUUCCCCUAUAGCCUCAUCGAUUUCGCUGUUAUGUCUGUUUCUCCAAACCCCUCCAUCACAUAGUGGUCCACAGAUCCUUCGAUACAUCUUUCUCUCGAAUGACUUCAGUGCUCUUUCAUCCCUGCUCAGCAGUGUCCAUGUCUCUGCUCCAUAUGUCACAACCGGUCGGACUAACGUCUUGUACAUUUUCACUUUAGUUGCUCUUGAUACUAUUCUACUCUUAAAAAUCCUUUGAUUUGCAAAAUACGCUCGAUUGCCCAUCAUAAUUCUGCUAGAAAUUUCUUGGCUAGUCUUAUUGUCGGCUGUCAGUGUAACUCCAACAUACUUAAACUCACUGACACCUUCAAUGCUGCAGUCAUCUGAUAGUAUCAAGUUGUCUACGUGCCUUCUUAUUUCAUUUGCAGACAUUCUCAUAUACUUAGUCUUUCCAAUAUUAAUUUCCAGACCCAGCUCCCUUGCUUCCUCUUUCAUUGUGCUGAAAAUCUCUUUCAACUUAUCGCGAUUCCUUGCUAUCAGCACCACAUCAUCCGCAUAGGCCAGUAUUUGACUUGUUCUGUUAAGUAUUGUGUUACUUGUACCUAUCUUCUGGAGUAUUGUUUCAAGCUCCGCGAUUGAAUAAUAGUCUCAAAUGCUCAGUUUAGAGCUUAAGACCAACAAGUGUAUUCACGAUAGAUAUUUUCAAUCUGAAUUUACUUGUUUUCCUUGCAUAAUCUCACAGAAAAUUGUGGAGGAUCAUCACGGACAGUGGAAAGCGUUCAUUCACAUCAUGUGAUGAAUUAUACAUCAUGUGAUUCAUUGUCAAUAAUUAUUACUCUUGCAUCUUUCGAUCUUCCCUUUUUCAUAUCGUUGUACUUCUAUAGAAUUUUUUUGGAGCUCUUUAUGAGCCCAUCGAUGGUUUCACAACACCAUGUAGACUGUUUUUAUUUAUUGUUAUGUCUUCAGCAUAUUUAACUGUGUUAACAUUGAAUUCCAUGGUUUUAUGUAAAUCCAGUGUACCUGAUUUAUAAAUUCUGGAUAAGUUACCAUAGGGAAGUGUAAAAGGAAUAAUAAGUCAUAUUGACACGACUGUGCAUUUUCGUCAUGUACUAAUAUGUAUUCUAUACCUUGCAAAAUCUUAUUAUUACGCUUCAUUAAAGAAACAGAAUUGUAAAAUUGAAAUAACCAAUAACGCCUAUUGCAAAUUAUAUAAGAGACUUGUUUAUUAUUCUUGGUAUCCAGAAAAUAGACAAUUUACUUUUAUAUAAAUAGGUGAAUAUAUAUUUGUUAUAUUCUGUUUCUAAUUGCAACACCAGUUUCAUAAAAAAAUCUAGAUUAAUGAUAUAGAAAAUAACGCCAAAUUUUAAGUGAUGCUUACUAUUUAUAAUAUAGUCUUGAUAUUUCCUCCAUUUAUUCGAUCUUUUAUCAUUGUAGCUUAGUUCAAUUUGAUUAGCUUAGUUAUGCGUUUUCAUCUCUAUUGUAGAAUGCUGUCCACAAUAAGUCGUUAAAAUCAAUUAUCUACACUUAUAGGCAAACAUGGGUUGAAAAUCUGGCAUUAAUUCAAUUAAAUCCAUGUCUUCAAUGAAUUCACUUGAAAAGUGUUCGAACUGGUACGAUUCUCAACUAAGUCAAAAAAAUCAUUCAUUUCUUAUAGGAAAUUAAUAUGCCUAAUUUCCUUCAUCUGUAAUGAACCAUUUCAAUUGAGUUUUUGAUAUUUUUAUACAAUGUAUUUCGAUAGCAUUUUUUGUGGGAUUCCAUGAGAAUAUCAAAUUGGAUUUUUUGUAUAGUAUUAUUCACAUUUAUUAUUCUGAACAAUUAUUAAGAAGUUUCCUACUUCGUUAAGAAGACAGUGCCAGCUUUUGUGGUAAUAAAAUAUUCUAAUCUCUAGAUAUAGUUGCCGUAAGGUACCUUGAUUUGCUCAUUGAUCAUUCAGUUUCACAUGUUAUAAAAAAAAAUGCAUUUGUUUGGAACUUGGUACUUUGCACACAUGUCGUCAUAUUCACCACGUUACCUCAUUAUGGCAUUAUUGUCAACUAUCAUAUUACUAGUUAUUUUUCCUCAUCUAGUGACAAUAGAUUUUGUAAAUGUCCUGAUUCCUAUGACUUUGCCUUAUUUUCUUAAUAUGUUGUUGCUUCAAUUACUAUACCUAGAAAAGUAUCUGUAUUUAUGUCAAAUAUAUGCAUAUUUAUACUCGACGGCGUACACUAACCCACAAUCUCUUAUAAUAAAUAUUGUGUUGAAACUUUAACUUACUUAAAACUCUUCAAAUAACUUAAAUUCGAACGAAGGCUAAAUAAAUAUAAUUUUUUAAAUAAA
This is a messenger RNA of Nilaparvata lugens (brown planthopper), 10218 nucleotides long. RefSeq names its product diacylglycerol lipase-alpha. The record is from RefSeq and is a predicted model, not a curated record. The transcript has 15 exons. Bases 1367 to 4315 code for a protein of 982 amino acids. NCBI's taxonomy places the organism in Eukaryota, Metazoa, Arthropoda, Insecta, Hemiptera, Delphacidae. Gene Ontology annotation, cellular component: postsynaptic membrane; dendrite membrane. Gene Ontology annotation, biological process: lipid metabolic process.